AUGGUAUUCAACUUCCAUAUGAAUGAAUCAGUCGUCAAAUGGGCAAUUAUCCUAUUUGCAACUUAUAUAAUCUAUGUCACGAUUAAAAAGGUUCAAAUUUAUAGAUUUAAAAGGGCUAAUGGUUGUAAAGAAGGUUUCCAUUUCAAACCUUCUUAUUUCGGUAUUCCCUAUAUUCGAAAUAUAAUAAAAGCUAAAAAUUCAGGGAGGUUCAAUCAUUUCGUAAAGGAACAUUAUUCAUGGUUACCUAAAAACUAUUAUAGUCACAUCGCUGGAUCUAUAUCGUUUGCAACUUGUGAUCCAGAAAACAUCAAGGCUAUUUUAAGUACACAAUUUGAUAAUUUUGGUGUUGGAUUAAGAUACGAACAGUUAAAACCUUUAUUUGGUUUAGGUAUCUUUACUGCUGAUGGUGAUGUUUGGAAACAUUCACGAGCUAUGUUAAGACCUCAAUUUGCAAAGGAACAUAUUAAACAUGUACAAAUGUUGGAAUUUCAUUUACAAGUAAUGGCUAAACAUAUUAGAAAAUAUUCAAAUGGUGAAACAUUUGAUUUUCAAGAUUUAAUGUUUAGAUUCACAUUGGACGCAGCUACUGAUUUCUUAUUGGGUCAAUCUAAUCAUUGCUUAUAUGAUGAAUCAAUUGGUUUAAAUUAUAAGCAUGAGACAGAUGCAGGUUAUGGUUUCCGAAAAGCUAUUGAAGGGUCACAAACUUGGAUUUCUACAAGAUCAUUUGCUCAAAGUUUUUAUUUCUUAAUUAAUGAUAAAGAGGGUAAAAGACAAGCUGAUCAAGUUAGAGAAUUUUGUAGAUAUUAUGUUAACAAAGCUUUCAAGUUAUCACCAAAAGAAUUGGAAGAGAAAUCAAAGGAUAAAUAUUAUUUAUUAUAUGAAAUUAUGAAAACUCAGAACGAUAAAGGGAUAGUAUUAGAUCAAGUCAUUAACGUGUUAUUAGCAGGCAGAGAUACAACAGGUUCUUUAAUUUCAUUUGUGUUUUUUGAAUUGGCUAGAAAUCCAGAGAUUUGGAAUAAGUUAAAAAAUGAAAUUUAUAAACAUUUUGGAUAUGGAUCCCCAGAGGAUAUUUCAAAAAUUACAUUUGAGACAUUAAAACAAUGUCAAUACUUAAGAUGGGUUAUUUUCGAAACUUUAAGAAUGUAUCCUACCUUGCCUUUAAAUUUUAGAAUUAGUACAAAAAGACAAACAUUACCUAGAGGGGGUGGAAAAGAUGAACAAUCUCCAGUAUUUAUUGAAAAAGGUCAAGUUGUAAUAUAUAAAGUCUUACAUAUGCAUAGAAGAGAAGAAUUUUAUGGAAAAGACGUUGAUGUAUUCAGACCAGAACGUUGGGAACAUUUAAAUAAAAUCGGUUGGAGUUAUCUUCCAUUCAAUGGUGGUAUGUAAAAAUUAACUAACUUAUUAGUUCAUACUAACUUAUUCUAGGUCCAAGAACUUGUCUUGGUCAACAAUUUGCCUUGACUCAAACUUCAUACGUUACGGUUAGAUUAGCUCAAAUGUUUCCACAUUUAGAAUCUAGAGAUCCAGAAUAUCCUCCAAAGACAUUAUUCACAGUUAAUCAAAUUUUAUUUGAUGGUUGUUUUAUUCUGAUGAAAUAA
Molecule: messenger RNA, 1598 nt
Organism: Insectozyma verbasci
Lineage: Eukaryota; Fungi; Ascomycota; Pichiomycetes; Serinales; Debaryomycetaceae
Source: the annotation of a GenBank genome assembly